AUGGCUACCAGCGGCGCCUCUCCCAAUCAUUCUCCUAAGCCCGGAGUCUCCUCCCCGUGGAGUCAGAUUGUCGCUGCUGCUGUGUCUCCUUCAUCUCCUCCACUGCCUGUUGUUGACUCCGCCCUGGUGAAUUCUGCGCUGGUGGAAGAUUCUGACAACGGUGGUGGAAACAAUGUCAAUACCGGGAAGAGACCUGCGUGGAAUAAGCCCUCCAAUGGUGCUUCUUCUUCGGUCAUGGGCGCUGAAUCCUGGCCUGCACUGUCGGAAUCAGCUCGUGCCUCAGCGAAAUCGCCAUCGCCAUCGGAAUCGACGAAGAAUCCGAUGGAUGUGAUGUCCAUGCCACCAUUGCAGGGUUCUGGAAGUGUGGUUUCCUCACCACAGAGGCAAGUUAGGGAUAAUGCAAGUGCAAACAACACUGUGCAGACCCAUCAGAAGUCUUUUAAACGUGGCAAUUUUAACCAAUCUUCUAAUGGAGGUCACCUUCCCCCACAAGUGUCAGGACCUCAAGGUCCUAUGACUCCGGCUGGGUCCCACAACUAUAAUUCUUCACUGAAGGAGCAUCAACCAAGAGCUGGGUUUGUGUCUAAUGAUCAUCCACAACAACGAAAUUCUUUUAGGCACCGGAAUGGUGGUGGUCCACAUCAACGUGGAGACAGUCAUCAUCAUAACUUUGGGGGCAGGCGUGAUCAUGACCGUGGGAAUCAGGACUGGAGUAACCACCGCAAUUUUAACGGUAGAGACAACUAUAUGUCUCCUAGAUUUGUUCCUAGGUUUAUUAGGCCUCCACCGCCUCCUAAUCUUCCUCAACUAUAUCCACCACCACCUCCAAUGCGACCUUAUGGUUCUAUUGGAUAUCCUGAGCUACCUCCUCAGAUGGUAUAUGUUCCACAUCCACCCCUGGAAUCAAUGAGAGGUGUCCCCUUUGUCUCUCCAAUACCGCCUAAUGCGAUGUUUUUUCAACCUCCAGAUAACCCGUUGCACACUAAGAUUGUCAAUCAGAUUGAUUACUAUUUUAGCAAUGAUAAUUUAGUUAAAGAUAUAUACUUGAGGCGGAACAUGGAUGACCAGGGAUGGGUUCCUAUAAAUUUAAUAGCUGGCUUCAAGAAAGUUAAAUAUUUGACUGAAAAUAUUCAGAUUGUGAUAGAUGCUGUUCGAACUUCAUCUGUUGUUGAAAUUCAGGGUGACAAAAUAAGGAGAAGAAAUGAUUGGAGGAGAUGGGUCAUGCCUCCUGCUCAGCUUCCUAAUUCUAGAGGUUCUCAAACCAUUGGACAGCUGGCAGAACAAGUCCAAAAUAUUACUCUGGAAACAACUAACAAUGAUGAUGCUGGGGUAUUAGAUGUUUCACAGAAUAGACCCUUUGGAGAAUUGAAUAGUCAAUAUUUGCUUUCCACUGGCGAGAGUACUGGUCAGGUUGGCAUUCAAGUUUCAGAUCAUUCUAUUUCUGCGAGAAAUUAG
Sphenostylis stenocarpa is the source of this 1455-nucleotide messenger RNA. NCBI's taxonomy places the organism in Eukaryota, Viridiplantae, Streptophyta, Magnoliopsida, Fabales, Fabaceae. The record is from the annotation of a GenBank genome assembly.